AGGAGGGGAAGGUGCCUCGGCCUCUCCCAUAAGUUUGGACUCCGAGAGGGCGGUUUUAGUGGAACUUGAGAGGCAGAUUGGUCGGGAGGUUUCAGUAACCCAGUUUAGUUUGCUCAUUUCUGCGAAUUGUUUUAGCCUGGAGGCGGGGGGCCGCGCCUGCUUCCUUCAAAAACACUGCGGGUUUCUGCUUGACAUCGGGAUCCUUGACGUGUCGGCGUUCGUUCCUCCGCAGCCUUCGCCUUCCACUGCUACAUGGCCUCCAUCGUGGGCAGCGCGCCGCUAGAGAGGCUCCACGCCGGCGACCAGGCACUUGUUGAGGACCCGCAGUUCCAGGCUCAGGUCGGCAACAGCCGCAGUUUGACAGAGAAGCUCAUCGAGGCCGUCAAAGAAGCCCACAAGUCCUGCGUCGACACGGAGACAUUCCAGUUGGGCCAGGAGGACGUGGACAAUCUUGCGAUCGUGGCACGCAACAUCAACAUGCCGACUCCUCCGGUGCUCAGAGUCAGCGCGGAAAACGUUUCUGUGGAGAGUGGUCUGACUCAGGUGACAGAGGGUCUUUUGCUGUACCAGGCUAUGCUGAAUGCAACAUACCCUAAACUUCAAAAGAAUGAGCAAGUCGUGGCCUUGAUCGCUGACAUCAAAGAUCUCGUCGUCCAGCUGAACAAGAUGUUGAAGAUGGCCAACGCUGCAAAGUCAGUGCAACCAACACCGGCCCCUGUGGAACUCCGCCUCGACAGUGAAUACCGUGUCCAAGUGGCGAUACACUUGACCCUCGUCCACCUGCAGUCCUUCGGACAUGACAUGAGUCGUUGGCUGCGACAGCUGGACCAGAGCGAAGAGGAGGAGGAGACAUAGAGCAGACAUAUUUUCUGCCGCCACCAGAUCCUUAUUUUUUUACAUAUUUAUUUUUUUCUAUCUCAAUGAUUAUUUAUUUAAUAAUAAUUUAAAUGUGUCAGCUGCUUUUCGUGUAUGCCGGUUGGUAUUCAUACGAGAGAUAUUCAUCAGUUAUUUAUUGAAGCGAUAUUCAGCGCACAGCACCUAAAAUGUCAUUUGAUGGCUAGAAAUAGUGCAACUAUUCUAACUGCAGCAGCUCAUUGAUCAGAGCAGCUGGUCUGCUGAUCUAACAUCAAAUUGCCAUUCUUCUCUUGGAUCAUAGGCUGGAGUAUUUGCCUUUUCCUCCAUCAAAUUCCUCUUUCUGGUGAGAGUGCCAUGAACCCAGAGUGUCAGUCUUGUCAUUGGAAAACACAAGAUUCUAUAUCGAGCACCAAUGCUGAGAGUUUGUGUGCAAGACCAAGCAGUCAACUAAAAACAUGGGUCCAACCCAUUGCUGGGAGACUGAGUUCAGAUCCCAAUACAAGAGUAGCACCAGGCCCUCCAUGAUCCGACAGUGGACCCUAGUCCUGAUGCUGUCAUUCUGAUGAUGAUGUUUUAGUGUAGGAGGAGCAUGUUUAAUGAUGAUGAUCUUGUGUAUUUAUGCAUAUAUCGAUUUGUAUUUAUUACAGGCUCAAUGUCAGGUUUAACUUUAUGAUCUUAUUUAAUCAACUCAUCACUGAUUUUUAACAUUUUUUUAUUAGAUGUAUUUAUUUUCUGUUGAAGAUUUGAGUCAUUGCCACUGAACCUUUUACACUUGAUGCUAGUUUGUGUUGUCACUGGUCUUGAAAUAAAGUUGUAUUUUUUUCAAAGUUCUGAAUGAAACGAUU
Molecule: messenger RNA, 1700 nt
Organism: Synchiropus splendidus (mandarinfish)
Lineage: Eukaryota; Metazoa; Chordata; Actinopteri; Syngnathiformes; Callionymidae
Exons: 4
Coding region: 253-855 (200 amino acids)
Biological process (GO): immune response; macrophage differentiation; neutrophil differentiation
Cellular component (GO): extracellular region
Molecular function (GO): cytokine activity
Source: RefSeq, a predicted model, not a curated record